AUGAACUCCUCCUCGUCUUCUUCUUUGGUCCUGCUGGGCUUGGAGCAGUUGCGUCCGGUUGGCUGGCUGCUGUUGCUGCUGCUUCUGUUCGUGUGGCUCUUUGUGGUUCUGAGUGAUUCUCUCCUGAUCUUUGUCAUCAUUUCACGACGUGUUUUGCACAAACCCAUGUUUGUCUUCAUCGCCGCUGUUCUCGCAAACUCACUCAUAGCGAGCAGCAUCGUCUACCCGAAACUCCUGCGAGACUUGGGUCAGAUGGGUCUAAGUCCUGGUCCAGUCCGGGUCUCUGUGGGGGCCUGUCUGACACAGGCCUUUAUGCUGCAUGCCAUAGGCAGCUCCAGCUUCAUGCUGUUGGGGGCGAUGGCUCUGGACAGGUAUAUGUCCAUCACGUGUCCUCUGCAGUACACUGUCCUCAUGUCUCCUCACUGUGUGCUGACUCUUCUGCUGCUGUGCUGGCUCUGUCCUCCGGCUCUGGUUGGCUCAGCGAUCGCCCUGACGAGCCGCCUGCCACUUUGCUCCAGCACGGUGCAGCGGAUCUACUGUGACCCGUACACGGUGAUUAGUGUGGGCUGCCCAGGCGCCAUGGCACGGCUCACGGCGGCAUAUGGCCUCUUUGCGAUGGUGCUGGUGCUGUUCGUGCCCGGGUCGUUUGUGGUUUUCUCUUAUGGCAGGAUCCUGUGGGUUUGUCUGUUCCGCUCGCGCUCCUUUAGCCGUAAGGCUUUGCAGACGUGUGUGCCGCACAUCGCCGUGUUCCUCAACUACCUGCUGAGCACGGCCUUUGACCUGCUGCACCGCCGCGUGUCCACCGGUGCUGGAGCGAGCCACGCCAUGGAGGGUCUGGCCACUGCAGCCUCCCUGUUAACAGUGAUGAUUCCCACCGUGUUUAACCCGCUCGUGUACGGACUCAAAGUCUCUGAGAUUUACCAGCAGCUCGGCGCUGUGCUGCAGCGCUGA
Messenger RNA from Boleophthalmus pectinirostris (great blue-spotted mudskipper), 951 nucleotides. Its product is annotated as olfactory receptor 6N2-like. Gene Ontology annotation, cellular component: membrane. Bases 1 to 951 code for a protein of 316 amino acids. NCBI's taxonomy places the organism in Eukaryota, Metazoa, Chordata, Actinopteri, Gobiiformes, Gobiidae. Gene Ontology annotation, biological process: G protein-coupled receptor signaling pathway. The transcript has a single exon. Gene Ontology annotation, molecular function: G protein-coupled receptor activity; olfactory receptor activity. The record is from RefSeq and is a predicted model, not a curated record.